UAUAAAUUUUCAUUUGGUCACACUGGUAUUCGCGGUUCGGUUGGGAAAACAGUGAAAACUGAAAACGGCGUUUUCCUUCGUCUGGCUCUCAGCGCGAAGAAGAAAAAAGAAAAUUCCGUUUGCGGAGGUCGCGUCGCGCGCGCUUAGCAGUUUUUCCGAAAUAAAAACUAACGACGCGGACAAGAAAACAUCAGAAGGUGUUUUGCGAGUGCGUGAGUGAGAAAACGCGACAGAAAUAUAGCCAUGGCGAGUGUUUUUUUAUAAGCAAGAAUUUCCACGACACCAAAUCGUCAAUGAAGCUAAGAAAUUGUCUUUUAAUUUGGUAUAAAUUGUAUUUGUCUUGAAAUAAUUAAUAUUACUGUAAAUAUAUCUAUUCUACGUAUCGAGUUUUACGCGGAAAGUUGAAAAUAAUGAAAAUAUAAGCAUACAUAAUAAGUUAAAUAGAAUUUUGCAAGAGAUCCCUCGAAAUUCGUCAGUGAAAUCGUUGCAUUUUCUUGUACAAACAACACGUGUAGUUUGUAAGAAGCCGGAACCAAGCGAAACGGAAGGAAAACGGAGCGGAACGCAAAUAAAUGAAGAAACUCAAAUGACAGCCAACUGAGUGCAAGGACGAGAGCAGACCACGCCGGAGCGGGAUAGCGUGCGCCAAUGAAAACGUCCCAACAGACGAGAGCGUCCGAUUUCGUUGACUACGCCGACGUUGCCGGAGGAGGAGUUGGAGUUGGGCUUCCAGGAUCAGCAUCAGCAGGUUCGGUAGCGCGAUCGGUAUCGGGUUUCGGUGCGAUACUAGGAGCGGGACUGUCGGCUAGAGCGGUGUCCUUCUACGGCUGUGAUCUAACGGUAACGGCAUCCGCGGACGGUUCGCGUCAUCAGCAGCAGCAGCAGCAACUCCUGCAGCGGCAACUUGCAACAUCAUCGGAAGCGUCCGCAAAAAGCAAGCGAAAGCGUCAAACAGAUUGCGAUUGCGGCUGCGUAGACUCGUACAAUUCCAGCCACGGCCCGCAGGACUCGUCAACAGCAGCAGCGGCAGCGGGAGCGGGAUCUGGAGGAUCGAGAGCUGGAGUGGGAACGGAAGCGGGAGCGGGCUCAGGACCAGACGCAAUCAGCUUCAAGACGGCGCACACAAAGGUCGCCACCUCGGGGGGCCAUGCCAACACGCAGCCCCCCAGCAAGAGGUCCAGCAGUGGAGCAGAUGGCGACUAUCAGCUGGUGCAGCACGAGGUCCUUUACUCCCUUUCGGCGGAGUAUGAGGUGCUGGAGUUCUUGGGACGCGGCACCUUUGGCCAGGUGGUCAAGUGCUGGAAACGCGGCACCUCCGAAAUCGUGGCCAUCAAGAUCCUGAAGAAUCAUCCCUCGUAUGCGCGCCAAGGCCAGAUCGAGGUCUCGAUCCUCUCGCGGCUCAGCCAGGAAAAUGCCGACGAGUUCAACUUUGUGCGGGCCUUCGAGUGUUUCCAGCACAAGAAUCACACCUGCUUGGUUUUUGAGAUGCUCGAGCAGAACCUCUAUGACUUUCUCAAGCAGAACAAGUUCUCGCCGCUGCCCCUCAAGUACAUAAGGCCCAUCCUGGAGCAGGUAUUGACGGCCCUGUUGAAGCUGAAGCAACUGGGCCUGAUCCAUGCCGAUCUGAAGCCGGAGAACAUCAUGCUGGUUGACCCAGUGCGUCAACCGUACCGCGUCAAGGUGAUUGACUUUGGCAGCGCCUCCCAUGUCAGUAAGACGGUCUGCAACACGUACCUGCAGUCGCGCUACUACCGCGCCCCCGAAAUCAUCCUGGGCCUGCCCUUCUGCGAGGCCAUCGACAUGUGGUCGCUGGGCUGUGUGGUGGCGGAACUCUUCCUCGGCUGGCCCCUGUACCCGGGCAGCUCGGAGUUCGACCAGAUCCGCUACAUCUCGCAGACGCAGGGCUUGCCCACGGAGCACAUGCUGAACAGCGCCUCCAAGACGUCCAAGUUCUUUUACCGCGACGUCGACUCCACGUAUCCCUUCUGGCGGUUGAAGACCACCGAGGAGCACGAGGCGGAGACGAAUACGAAAAGCAAGGAGGCGCGCAAGUACAUCUUCAACUGUCUGGAUGACAUUGGUCAGGUGAAUGUGCCCACGGAUCUGGAGGGUGGUCAGCUGCUGGCGGAGAAGACAGACCGAAGGGAGUUCAUUGAUCUGCUGAAGCGCAUGCUGACCAUUGACCAAGAGCGCCGCCUGACGCCCGCCGAGGCGCUGAAUCACUCGUUCACGCGCCUGACCCACCUGGUGGACUAUGUGUACUGCAACAAUGUCAAGGCCUCGGUCCAGAUGAUGGAGGUGUGCCGGCGGGGCGAUUUCCACACAGUCCAGCCUGCCUCGACGCUGGUGACCAACUUUGUGCCCUCGAGCACCGAGAACAUGACCUUCACCAUCAACAACCAGCUGACCAGCCAGGUGCAGCGCCUCGUCCGCGACGGCCGGCCCUUGGCCUACGAGGGCCUGUACCAGAUCUACAACGGACGCAGCGUGGCCAGGCAGUACCCGCAGGCGCGGACGGACAGCUUCCAGCACCAGCUGGUGUCGAACAUUCUAUGCCCGCCCUCCUACCAGGCCAUGCCCAGUCCCACCAAGCAUGUGGUUGUGGGCAGUGCCACCAUGCAGCCACCGUUGCAGGUACCGCCGCAGCAGUAUGUCAAUGUCCCGGUGCCGGUGUCCAUGGUGGAGCCCACCUCGGGUCAGCGGAUGUUGCUGACCAACCGGGUGCAGGCCAGCGGUGUGGCCUGGCCGCAGACCGGCAGGCAAAUGGCCUUGGUGCCGUCGUGGCCACAGCAGGCGCCCGCCCACUCGCUCAUCGUGGAUUCGACGCCGCUGUUCAACGUGGAGGAGAUCUAUCCGAAGCACCACCUCAACUUGCCACGCAACGAUCUCAAGAAGGAGUCGCCGGCUCACCAUCUAGCCAAGGGCAACUCAUAUCGUGCGCCGCGGCACGAGAAGAAGGAGCACCAGCAACUGUCGCCGGUGAAAAAGCGGGUGAAGGAGAGCUCGCCGCCGCAUCAGCAGCGCUACCAACGCACCGCCCACGUCUCGCCGCAGUACCAUGCGCACCACAAUUGCAGUUAUGGCAACGGGGGAGGAGGAGGAGGUGGUGGUGGCUACAGCGCCAGCGCGGGAUCGGUGGUGGCCUCCUCGGCAGCCUCCGCCAGCAACAUUGUCAACGUUGGCUCUUCGAGCUCACACCAUCACCAUGCACCGGUGGCCCAUGCCCAGCCCAGCUACAGCAGCUCCUCCUCGUCGGCCCAUCACAUUGUGAGCAACUGCAACGCCAACGGAGGCUAUCCACAGCCGCCGGCCCACGCCCACCAGCAGCAUCCGCAUGCAGCGCAGCCCCAUCCCCAGCAGAAUCCCAGCCAGCAUCCGCAGCAACAGUUGCCGCUGCCGCAGCAUGUAAAGCAGCCGACGAUCACCAUUCACGACACGCCCUCGCCCACGGCCGUGAUUACGAUCUCCGACAGCGAGGACGAGGGCGGUGAUGGUCUGGGAGUGGGAGGAGUGGGCCAGGUGCCGGUGGUCAAGCAGAGGGCGCAUGCCCAGUCGCAGACGAGCAGCAGUUUGCUGCAGCAGCAGCAGCACGCGCCCAGCUCUAACUCCUCGUGCAGCAGGAGCAGCGCCCACCAGCAGACGCAACAUCCGCAGCAUCAGCAGCAGCAGCAGCAGAUAACUUAUGGUAAUGCCCAGACCCAGAGCCACCAGAGCCACCUGGGAGCCAGCAGCACGGGUAGCCAGCAUAGCAGUAGCCAUAGCAGUAACAGUAGCCACAGUAGCAGUAGUCACCACCACCACCACCACCCUCAUCAUCUGAAUCCGUCUCAUCCGAAUCCGCCUCAUCAGCCAGCGAGUGGAAGUGGAAUAGGAUUGGGAACGGGAGCGGGAGCGGGAACGGGAGCGGGAACUGGCACGGGAUCGGCAGCGGGAACGGGAACGCAGCUUCAGCAACAGCUCCAGCCACAGUCGCAGCCGCAGCCUCAUACUCAGCCGGCGACGCAUCCUCAUUACCAUGCCACGUCCACGUCCUCCUCCUCAUCCACUUCUGCUUCCACUUCCAGUCACCAUCAGCAUCAGCAUCACCCCCAUCACCCAACCCCUUCCUCCUCCAUGUCCUCAUCCUCUCAGUAUGGCGCCCCCGUCCCUGUCCCUGUCCUCUGCCCCAGUCUCUCCUCCCAAUCUCAGUCGCAUCUCAGUCGCCAUAAGCAAUCGCAGCACGUGCAGCUAGUAAUUCCAUGCGUAACCGUAGGUGACCACGAUCCGGAGGAUGCUCGCCGUCGUCAUCAUGCCGCCGCCGCAGCCGCCGUGGGAAGCCCCAAGCAUCAUCAUACGCAUCACCAGCACCAGCCGGCCUUGCAGCAACCUGCUCCUCCGCCGCAACAGCAGCAGCAACAUCAGUAUCAGCCGCAGCAGCAGCAGCCUCCACCCCAGCAGGUGCAGCCCAGCAUUAAGUACGAGCCCGGUCAGUCGCAGAAGAAGCGCAUCCUGGCCAUGGCCCAGAGCGAGUGUGGCUACCAGCCGCAGGUGCCCAGCCAGCCGCCGUCCUCCGCCAGCUUGCCGCACAUUCCCACAAAGCAGGAGCCGGCCGAGUUUUAUCCAGAUUACGCAGCGGCCGCUCCUCCGCCGCCACAGCAACAGCAGCAGCAGCUGGACACGAAGCGCUCGUCCUGGGCGCCCACCUCCUCGGCGGCUCCGCCUUUAGCCCAUCCGAAAAGAGAGGCCCCAUCGGCGGCACCCAUCAGCUAUGUGGCCCCGUCGGUGGCCCCACCGCUGGCCCACUCCAAGAGCAGCUCCGCCUCAUCUUCGUCGUCGAUCAGUGCGGCGGCUGCAGCAGCGGCUGCUGCAGCUGCGGCAGCAGCGGCCAGCGUGGGUCCACCUUCGUGGGGUGCUCCGCAAGUCUACCGGCAGCCAUCGCAACCGCCGCCAGGCAGCGUGGCGCUAAGCGUGGGAGUUCAGCCGCCGCCAGUGGCUCCGCAUCCGCACCACACGCACAGUCACAGCGGCCAUCAUCAUCACCAGGCGGGCACACCGUUGGGCGGAUCGCCGUCCUCGACAGCGGCGGCUGCCCUGCUGCAGCCGGAUAUCUACGGCCAGGGCGACAUUUAUCGCCGGCCCACGGUCUUUGUGUCGCAGGCGGCGCCCAGCUAUGCGUACACCAAUCGGGCAGUGGUGGCCCCACCGCCGGCUCACAACAGCUCCAGUCGUCAGGUGAUACCAUCGCACCCGCUACCGGCGCACAUCCAGAUACCCACCCAGUACAGCCAGUUUGGACCGCUCAGUCCUGCCCAGGUAGCAGCCAGCAAGCACGCGGCGCACUUUGCGCCCACCAACAUAUGGUAUGGGGCUGAGUAGGCUGUGACCGAAGUGGGAGAGAGAGAAGGGGCGACGGGACGAGAGGAGAACCAAGAACCAGAACCAGAACCACCCAAGCACACGCACCACACCACCACCACCCACCAGUUCCCAGUUGUUCUAAUCUUGAGCUAGAGCUAGAGAGCCCGGGUGACUGAUUCAACGCUCGAGUUUUUCUUUUUCCUACUCUCUGCCUUCACAGAUCGUUUGUGGCCUCGGCCGAGGGAGUUGACCCGCCACCAGAGCACAGCCAAGAAUUGCAGCAGCAGCUCCAACUGACCCAGUGCUGGUGGUUUAUGCUGCUCAUGCAGCAAACCAUCAUCCACAACACCAGUAUGCUGAGCAGCGACACUGCAACAGCAGCAGGAGCAGCCACAGCAGCCACAUCCUCCUCCACCUGCUCCUCCUCCGGAAGCAACCUUAAGCAGAACCCCAACCCCCCAUAGAGUGCACUCGUCCCGCCAGUUCUCAGUUAGUUUUGUCUUUAUUUUUUGCCGAGAAAUCUUGUUUCGUUGGAUUUCUCAGUAACUCACUCGUCUACACGACUAUUAAUUUUAUUAUCUUUUUUUUUUAUAAAUAAUAUUAAUAAAUGUACAGCGCUCUUACACGCAGCUGGGUGUAAAGUGCUCGGCCUAAAGAUUUUGUAAUGUGUGUGUAAAACUAGGCACAUACACACACACACACCUAGCUUCACUUUCUAUAUAUUGUAUGUGCUAAUCUAGAGGCAUAUAUUCGAGUUGUCUUUCAGGCGUUUCAUCUUAAAAUGUGUGUUGUGUGUACUUUUAUUGAUAACUUGUGCAUAAUAUUCUCGAUAUACCACACACACAUAUAUAUAUCAUACAUGCAUAUAUGUAAUACUUACUAUUAUUAAACACUAUAUAUCAAAAGAAGAGAAAACCUAACGCUAACAAGUAAGAGAAAGCUUUGAAAUUCCGUAGACUUGGCAAGUACCUCAGAGAAUCGAAAGAAUCAAUAGAAAAUCGAUUGCAAAGUGUAAGAAGUGAUGGAAAAGAUCGAAAUAAUCGAUACGAAAUUGAUAAAUGUAUUGACAUCAACAAACCAGAAAAAGUAAACAAGAAUGUAAUGCCUUUUACACAAAACAAAAUGAGAACGAAAAAAUUACAAAGUGGAGAUACGGAGAUAAAGAUGAAGAUGAAGAUAAAGAGUUAAGAAGAAAGUGAGAUAGUGAGAAAGAAGUCGUAGAAAACCACAAAAACAAAUUGAAUACCGCAAAAACCUUACUAGCAACCAACAAAAAGCAAAUAAUAAUAGGUAAAAAACACACCCUAGGAGAUAUCAACAGAGUAACAAAGUAAAGCUAAACCUAACCAUUACAUAGUUCGUAGCUCAUAGAUAUAUACAAAAUAUAUAUAUAUAUAUAUAUAGAAAGGGAGAUCCCAGAGGAAGCAUCGUCAACGUUUUUUACACACUCGUAACCCACACCACACACUCAUAGGAAUAACCGCGAAAACAAAUACAAAAUAUAAAAAAUAAAGAAUACAAACUACAAUUAACAAAUGACGAUUCUAAAUUACGUUAACGAGCAACAAACAAAUAAUUAUAGGAAAAAACCUGUACAUAUAUGCAUGGAUAUUGCAUAAAUAUUGAUACUAGAGUGGAGAGCAUAGUCCUCGAUAGGAGGAGAGGACGAGAAGAGUUUCCCAACUGCUUGGUCAGUCGGCAGUUGUAGUUUUUAGAUCCCCACACAUAAUCGUUUCUUUGUCUUUUAGUUAGGCUUUCGAGUCAAGGGAGACGCUUGGGAAAGUUUACUAAAGUACAAAAACCAAAAAUCAAAAAUAAGAAAGCAAUCUAGCAGUAACACGGCAACAGAAAACCUUUUAAACUUUUACACAUUUCCCCUUCUCGAUUACAACAAACAAAAGCCUUUAAUUAAUUAAUUAAUAAAUCCCUGGCCGUUGCUUUUUGUGUGUAAAUAUAGAAUGCAAUUUGGAUAUGUACAAACCUGGCUUACUUUACACACACGCCCCUUACAUCCUAUACCUAAUAUAUAUAUAUAAACUAAAUCUUGUUAAAUAGGUUUCCUAAAGUAUUUCGUAGUUAGUCUUAAACUUGAACUUGUCGCUGCAACUAAUUUCUUUCGUUCCCUUAGAGGGUGGCACUUCCUAAACUAAAAAAAGAAAAACAAAAACCAGAUACUGAUACUGAUGAUACGGCAGAGGAGUUCUAUAUAGAGUACCCACACGUGGACAGGAUCAUAGCAUAUAAUUAUUGUGAUGUAGUUUUAACAAGCGAAGGGAAAGCGUUUUUUGUCAGAUUAGAAAUUACCUAAAACUAUAAUUAAAUAAAUAUAUACAUAAAGCUAACCAAUUGCGAUACUGGCAUCUAAAUACGUUACUAAAAAGCAGUUUUUUUUAACAUCAACAUAAACAUAACUUUUUAACAAAAGAAUGGAUAGGGAAAAUCCCCAAUUUUUGUAGAAGGAACAACCAGAAAAGAAAGGAAAAGAAAUGAAAAAAAAAUUUGGAAAGGAAAAGCAUUAGACGUAAUUAAGAAAACGUUAGUGUUGUGAAUAUAUACGAGUAAAACAAGCAAACAAACAAGCUAUAGCUAGAGCUAGAGCUAGAUCUAGGUGUGGUUCGAGUACAUUUAUAUUAUAAAUAUAUAUUUUUUGUGUAUAAACAAUAAAAACGGCAAGCAGCAACAAUUAACAGCAGAUUAACAUCGCCAGAUUUAAGGAUUCUUGUUUAAACUCGGUCUAGAUAAUAGAAAAUAGACGUAGAUGUUCGAUUUUUUUAUAGAAAUUUUAUGGACCAUUCAACUAAAGUAUAUACUAAAAAUAAGCAUGGAUAUUUUGAAUAAAAACAAUUGUGUCAGCGGAAAUGAGUUCUUCAGUCUGUGUUUCCGGUUUGUCUUUUUUUGCAAAGUUUCAAUUAUAUAUAAAAAUGUAUACAAAUAAAUGUACAUGUCUUAAUGCUAAACUUUUCUUCACUUUCUAACGAAGCGAGAAAGCAAAACAAGAAUAAACGAAAGGAAGCAAAAAAAAGAAGGAAAAAAACAAAUCAAGAACGCUUUAAAUGUAACAAAAACGAAACGUUAAUAGACUUAUGACAAACAACAAAUUAAAUUUAUAUUAAACAAAUUACAUUUAUAUAUUUAAAGAAAAGCAAAACAACAACAAAUUACAACUUAUAUUAAAAAACAAAAAGCAACUCGCACUCAAUACGUCGGAGGGAGCGCUAGAGAUCCACACAAAACACUCAAAUAUACGUAUAUAUUUAAAGGAGAAAAACGUUUUAACUGUGUAGCCUUAAUAUUUGUACUCGUCGUCCUAUCGAUUUCCAAAAAAAAAACAAAAACAAAUCAUAAUUAUGAUAAAUACGAUACGAUAACAAUAAGUAGAGCCACAGCUAAUGCUGAUGAUGAUCGGUGUUUGCUACCAUAUAUAUAUAUAUUUUCAGUGUACUUCGGAUGAUUUGCCUUUACUUUUCUAUUUUUUAACACCCCUAGUUUUACCAUUUACACUUACUCUUCAUUUACCUUCGUGUUUUCCCCUUUUUUAAUUGUAAAACAACAUUAUGUAUAACGGAACACAACAUAAAUCAUAUGAAUAUUGCCUACUAUUACCAAGAUUUAUAAAUACAUAUAUGCUUAUAUUUACUUAUGUCCUACAACAAAUAUAUAUUAUAAACAGAUAUAUCGUAA
Messenger RNA from Drosophila kikkawai, 9018 nucleotides. NCBI's taxonomy places the organism in Eukaryota, Metazoa, Arthropoda, Insecta, Diptera, Drosophilidae. The record is from RefSeq and is a predicted model, not a curated record.